ACAUGUGAGUUGGCUAUCAGAUUUUCGUUGUUCCAGUGACAGAUUUCCUGGGUAGAAACUCUCAACUUAAAUUACUAGUCUCGUUUCCAAUGAAUAAUGAUUUGUUUUAUGAGAAAAGAACCACAAAAUGAAGUGAAUCUUAAGAGAUCCAAGUUUAUUUUUGUCUUUAGGAGGUUUAAUAAGUUCUUAAAACUGUUCUUGUCAAAUUCAUUCAGUUUUGACAUGAAAGCAAAUAAUUAAAAAGCAAAAUAUGAAGACAUCAAAAUCACUUCUUGUGAUCAAGGCAAACACCAGAUCCCUUUCUUCUUGAGAUUCAUCAAGAAUCUAAUUAGUUUCCUAUGUAAUAAUGUUUCAUCCCGAGAAAGCAAAGGACUCACAGGAUUAUCAUUGGGAGAUUUUGGGUAAACCACCAAAUCAAAAGGAAUGGAUUCAACCUUGUAUAAUGCUGCGAUGAGAGGCAAUUUCGUAGAUGGAAAUUUUCUACUUGCUGAUCAUCUAAAAAUGGAUGAAGAAAAUGACGACCAAGUCACUCCAAAGGGCAGCACGGUCCUCCAUGUCGCAACCCUCUAUGGUUACUCCCAUUUUGUUGGAGAAGUCCUUAAGAUUACUCCAACAUUGUUAUGCUGUCAAAACAAGAAAAAGGAAACCGCUCUUCACAUAACAGCUAAUGAAGGGCACACUGAAGUAGUACGUGUGCUACUUGCAUGUUUAGGAGAUUAUAAUACUAAGGAGAAGCUCACGAGGAUGACAGAUGCUACUGGAGAUACAGCCCUGCACAAGGCCGUGCGGAGCCAACAUCUAGAUAUUGUCAAGCUCUUGGUGAAAGAAGAUUCUGAAUUUGAAUUUCCGGCCAACCACGCUAAUGAGACGCCGCUGUAUCUGGCGGCAGAGUCUGGUUUUCAUGAUGCUUUGAUUACUAUCUUGGAAUCCUGCAAGAAAAUAACUUAUGCUGCAGGUCCAUCUAAUAGAAUGCCUCUGCAUGCAGCUGUAACUCAGGAACAUAAGGAUUGUGUUAGAUCACUAUGGCGAUGGAAUAAGCCUUUAUGCGAGGACCCUGACUUAUGGGGUUGGAAUUCACUGCACUAUGCUGUUAAAUUAGGAUUGGAAGACAUAGUUUCUGAUAUGCUGGGGUGGAAGAAAUCCUUAGUGUACCUUCCGGCAGGCAAUGAAAAUGACUGGACGACAGCAAUUCACAUAGCAGCCAGUGAAGGUGACAUAAACAUGAUAAAUGAGCUAUUAAAACACUGCCCUGAUUGUUGGGAUAUGCUUAACAGCAACAGUCAAAAUGCUCUCCAUGUUGCUACAUUGAACAAUCAAGAAGCGGUAGUCCGCUUCUUAUUAAACUCUGAAAGGUGCGACAGCUUUGUUGAUGAGCCAGAUAGUGAUGGCAACACUCCUCUCCAUUUGCUGGCUGUCUCGGGGAACCAUGUGCCAGAAUUAAUAAACCAUCCCAGAGCAAAGAAGAUGUCAUUUAACAAAGAAAACAAGACUCCACUUGAUUUGGCAUUGCUAUGCACAGUGACAACAAAGAAGGAGAAAUUGGUGGACGAUUUGUGUAGCAUUAGCCGACUUGGACAACGUGAAUUUGAGGUCAAGCGAAAGUACAAGCCAAUGCCAGAUCCAAAUGAUAAAACAGGAAUGGGAAGCAAGAUGCGACAGAGGAAGGAUGAUCAUGAUAAAGCUAGGAAGGAAGAACGAAAAGAAAUCGAAAAUAUUAUGAAGGCAGCUCAAAUGCAUAUUGUUGUGGCCACUCUAAUAAUGACAGUUGCCUUCACAGCUGGAUUUACACUGCCAGGAGGUUUUGACAGCAACACCGAUAGCCCUAAUAAAGGGACAGCGAUUCUAUUAAGGAGUAAAGCAUUUUGUGCAUUUGUUGUUACAGAUACCAUCGCCUUCACAUCCUCUGCUGUUGCUAUAUUCACCUACUUUGCCAUGGCAGCAAGUGGAAUAACUGAAACAGAGUUGCCAGUUGUGAGUCGACUUUAUAGGAUAGCAACUCAUUUACAACUUGUGGCCAUGUCAGCUGCUGUACUUGCAUUUGUAACUGGUAUGUAUGCUACUUUAGCACAUUCAGUUGGUCUCGCCGUUAUUGUCUGUAUCAUCGGUUGCAUCUCUUUCAUUAUGUAUGUGUGGAUUAUCAUUGUUCUUGGAGAAUACGAAGACUUCUCCGCUAGGAGUGGGGACUGGAAAAAGGCUGGACCACAAGAAGUAAUGGACCCAAUCCUGUACAAUGCUGCGAUGGAAGGCAAUACAGGUGGAGAUGGUGAUUUUCUACUUGCUGAUCAUCUGCAAAGGGAUGAAGAAAAUGGGUACCAGGUCACUCCAAAGGGAAACACAGUCCUCCAUGUUGCCGCCCUUUACGGCCACUCCCAUUUCGCGGGUGAAGUCCUAAAGAUUACUCCAACACUGUUAUGCCGUCGAAACAAGAAAAAUGAGACUGCUCUUCACAUAGCAGCUAAUGAAGGGCACACUGAAGUAGUCCAUGUGCUACUUGCAUUUGUAGGAGAUCAUAAUAUUAAGGAGAAACUCAUGAGGAUGACAGAUGCCAAAGGAGAUACAGCCCUGCACAAGGCAGUGAGGAGCCAACAUCUAGAUGUUGUCAAGCUCUUGAUUAAAGAAGAUCCUGAAUUUGAAUUUCCGGCCAACCAUGCUAAUGAGACGCCGCUGUAUCUGGCGGCAGAGUCUGGUUUUCAUGAUGCUUUAAUUAAUAUCUUGGAAUCCUGCAAGAAACCAACUUGUGCUGUAGGUCCAUCUAAUCGAACGCCUCUACAUGCAGCAGUAAUUCAGGAACACAAGGAUUGCAUUCGAUCACUAUGGCAAUGGAAUAAGCCUUUAUGUGAGGAACCUGACUUAUGGGGUUGGAAUUCACUGCACUAUGCUGUUAAAUUAGGAUUGGAAGAUGUAGUUUCUGGUAUGCUGGGGUGGAAAAAAUCGUUAGUGUACCUUCCGGCAGGCAGUGAAAAUGACUGGAUGACAGCAAUUCACAUUGCAGCUAGUGAAGGUGACGUAAACAUGAUGAAUGAACUAUUAAAACACUGCCCUGAUUGUUGGGAUAUGCUUAACAGCAACAGUCAAAAUUCUCUCCAUGUUGCUAUUUUGAACAAUCAAGAAGAGGUACUCCGCUUCUUAUUAAACUCUGAAAAGUGCGACAGCCUUGUUGAUGAGCCAGAUAGUGAUGGCAACACUCCUCUCCAUUUGCUGGCUGUCUCGGGGAACAAUGUGCCUGAAUUAAUAAACCAUCCCAGAGCAAAGAAGAUGUCAUUUAACAAAGAAAGCCAGACUCCACUUGAUAUAGUAUUGUUAUGCACACUGACAACAAAGAAGGAGAAAUUGGUGGACGAUUUGUGUAGAAUUGGCCGAUUUGGACAACGAGACUUUGAGGUAAAGCGCAAGUACAAGUACAUGCCGAAUGCAUGUGAUGAAGCGGGAACAAGAGGCCACAUGAUCAACCUCCCGGAGAAGGAUGAUGCUGAUAAAGCAAAAAAAACAAUGGUCGAAAAUAUUAUGAUGGCAGCUCAAAUGCAUAUUGUUGUGGCCACUUUAAUAAUGACAGUCACUUUCGCCGCUGGUAUCACAUUGCCAGGAGGUUUUGACAGCGAUAGCCCUAAUAAAGGGAUGGCGAUUCUUAUAAGGAAAACAGCGUUUCGUGCGUUUGUUGUUUCCAAUGCCAUUGGCUUCACAUGCUCAGCUGUUGCCAUAUUCAUUUACUUCCUCAUGGCAGAGCAAAGUAGACAUCCUUCAAGUUCUGCAACUGUAGAGAAGCUUUAUGAUGUCGCAGGUAUUUUGCAGUUCUUGUCAAUGUUAGCAGUUGUAAUUGCAUUCGCAACGGGUAUGUUUGCUACUUUAGCACAUUCACUUGGUCUGGCAGUUACUGUCUGUUGCAUAGGCUGCCUCACUUUUUUUAUGUACUUCUUGGUUGUUAGAUGGAUUGUACGCCAUAAUGCCUAA
Messenger RNA from Capsicum annuum, 3948 nucleotides. RefSeq lists its product as uncharacterized. Bases 424 to 3948 code for a protein of 1174 amino acids. Gene Ontology annotation, molecular function: protein phosphatase regulator activity; protein phosphatase 1 binding. The transcript is spliced from 7 exons. Gene Ontology annotation, cellular component: plasma membrane. Lineage: Eukaryota; Viridiplantae; Streptophyta; Magnoliopsida; Solanales; Solanaceae. The record is from RefSeq and is a predicted model, not a curated record.